AUGCCAGAAACAAGCGCGGGUGUGGAUACUGGAUGCGAGGUGGAAUCUUUCGGUGCGAUGAACCUCGCUAAAAAGGGACGCAUUUGCGAAUAUCGACCGAUGCACAAGCUCAUCCGGAUCCCCAGCUUGGUCAACAUUGACACCUGGGACUACGAUAUGGACUCUUCAGUCCCCAACAUGCUGCGUUUUGCUCCAGUACACGCCACCUUCGUGGAAGAAAUAUCUAUAACAGACCAUGUCUAA
Penicillium vulpinum is the source of this 243-nucleotide messenger RNA. RefSeq lists its product as uncharacterized. Lineage: Eukaryota; Fungi; Ascomycota; Eurotiomycetes; Eurotiales; Aspergillaceae. The record is from RefSeq and is a predicted model, not a curated record. The transcript has a single exon. Bases 1 to 243 code for a protein of 80 amino acids.